CUACGUUCUGUAUCUGCCACCCCUCUCUGCCAAUCCCUCCACUGGCCUCCACUAAGUGUCCUCCACCCCUCUCUGCCAAUCCCUCCACUGGCCUCCACUCAGUGUCCUCCAUCUCUCUCUGCAAAUCCCUCCACUGACCUCCAUUCAGUGUCCUCCACCCCUCUCUGCCAUUCCCUCCACUGGCCUCCAUUCAGUGUCCUCCACCCCUCUCUGCCAAUCCCUCCACUGGCCUCCAUUCAGUGUCCUCCACCCCUCUCUGCCAAUCCCUCCACUGGCCUCCAUUCAGCGUCCUCCAUCCCUCUCUGCCAAUCCCUCUACUGGCCUCCAUUCAGCGUCCUCCACCCCUCUCUGCCAAUCCCUCCACUGACCUCCAUUCAGUGUCCUCCACCCCUCUCUGCCAAUCCCUCCACUGACCUCCAUUCAGUGUCCUCCACCCCUCUCUGCCAAUCCCUCCACUGACCUCCACCCCUCUCUGCCAAUCCCUCCACUGGCCUCCAUUCAGUGUCCUCCACCCCUCUCUGCCAAUCCCUCCACUGGCCUCCAUUCAGUGUCCUCCACCCCUCUCUGCCAAUCCCUCCACUGGCCUCCAUUCAGUGUCCUCCACCCCUCUCUGCCAAUCCCUCCACUGACCUCCACCCAUCUCUGCCAAUCCCUCCACUGGCCUCCAUUCAGUGUCCUCCACCCCUCUCUGCCAAUCCCUCCACUGGCCUCCAUUCAGUGUCCUCCACCCCUCUCUGCCAAUCCCUCCACUGGCCUCCAUU
Staurois parvus is the source of this 761-nucleotide messenger RNA. The record is from the annotation of a GenBank genome assembly. NCBI's taxonomy places the organism in Eukaryota, Metazoa, Chordata, Amphibia, Anura, Ranidae.